AUGAGCACCAAAUUUUGCGACGAUGCCAAUUGUGCGGGACGGGGUAGGCGCCCAAAGGAGGUGAAGCGUCGAAGCGAGGGUGAAGCGCCCGAGCCAGGCCUGGAAAGCGAGGGGGAGGCACCAGAAGAGGAAGACGGUACCCGAACGAGUGGUGAUCAGAUUGGCGCCCAGGCGUGCCGCAUUUUGGCGCAGGGCGUGCAGGCUAGAAGAAACAGAUCGCCGGGCGCUCUCCUUCAGGGACGCUGUCGUUGCUUUGCGCAUUUCUGCCCGCUCGUACUUUUGCGUACUACUUCCACCCUCUUCGACCGGGCGCUUCCGCCCUCUUCUACCGCGUACUUCAGUCCUCGUCUACGUACACUUGACAUCGCCCGCAGCCUGAGAACGCAUCAGCCUCGUCCACCGUACUUCCUCGUCACCCGCAAACAGGCAACCUUCUGUAUCACCAUGGACAUAUUUGUGCGCUCUCAAGCUAGCGAGCGCCGCACCUCGCCCAGCGAGCAUCGCAUCACGCUCAGCGAGCGCCGCACCAUGCCCAACGGUCGUCACACCACGCCCACCGAGCGUCGCACCACGCCCACCGAGAGCCGCACCACGCCCAGCGAGCGUCGCAUUAAAUAUGACCACAAGCGCGGCACUCAACCGGACGACACCCUCCACAUCCCCUCCUGGCACGCCUCCGAUCAUCCAUCGUUGUCCUUGGACUACUCAGUGACGUCCCGCAUCCCCUCCUCAGGGCACGCCUCGGACCACUCGUCGACUUCCCCGGUCAUAUACCACAACUGCCGCUGCUCUUCUACAUGUCCGUUAAGCGGUCAUUCCGCCUCCCGACCAGCCGAUCAACCUCUAUCCCAAACACUCAACACUGGACCUCUAUCCCAGACAUACGGCACCCCGUCCGACCAACUUCGCCGCGCGGACUACCAUCACGGUGGCUCGACGUUCUCCUUUCAUGAUGUUUAUGUCUCAACCUCUAAAGCAUACCGUCAUUCGUUGUACAGCGCCUCUUCCUCCGAAGCCCCCCUUCUCUCGUCCUCCGGCGCUGAGUACACUUAUCACCUUUCGAGCCAAGAUCGAAGGUGGAAGGUACUCUUGCAGGACACUAUCAGGCGCCUGGUGUGCUCCUUAGACCCUGGUCGCCCUCGCUACUUUGACCCCGGGCGUGCUCGCUCCUCAGACUUUGGUCAUGUUUGUUCCCUCGUCAAACGCGUUGCUGGAUCCCUAGAUCCUCGUCACCUCCGCUCCUUGAGCAAGCCCGCCCUUGAGGACCUCGUCCGUCGGGCGAUGGAGCUGCUCAAGCCGGACCUGGCGAGGAGGCGCUCGGGUCUCAGUAUCAGGGGCGCCUCGAGCGCCAUAGAGUUGGAGGGCUCGAGUGCGACCAAGGAUCUUCGCGCGGCGGGAGCCUCGAGCGAGACGGAAGACUUGAGGGAGAUGGGAGACUCGACCGCCAGAGGAGAGCCGACCGCAAGAGGAAACGUAGCCGGUCCAACUAGUCAUACCCUAACACACUCGUCACCGAACUGCGACGAGUAUUCUGCACACCUCAACGAGUAUUCUAAGCCCCACGACUGGCCCGCAUUGGAGGGCGGCGGCCAUGACGAGCCCGCUGGUGGCGUUGCCCGGGAUGCCAGGGAUUUUGGCGAGGAUUAUGGUGGCCUCGACAGUGCGAAAGGCGCUCUCAACUAUGUCUCUGGCGACGCUUUCGACGAUCCAGGCGGCUUCGACGACUACGCUGGCGGCUCUGUCAACGACGACCCUCGCUCCCUCGACGAGAACGAUAACACCAGCACGAUCUCGCUGCUCAAUGGUGAGCCUCUCGCUGACGCCGAUCUCUGUGUCAGUUUGCAUUUGUCUUCGUCAAGUACACCAUACUCGCACUCGUCAAGCUUGAUCAAAAGCUGGAUUGCGGGGGUGGCCGAGUCCCGUUGA
Messenger RNA from Schizophyllum commune H4-8, 1926 nucleotides. RefSeq lists its product as uncharacterized. The coding region runs from base 1 to 1926 and encodes 641 amino acids. The record is from RefSeq and is a predicted model, not a curated record. Lineage: Eukaryota; Fungi; Basidiomycota; Agaricomycetes; Agaricales; Schizophyllaceae. The transcript has 3 exons.